Molecule: messenger RNA, 1320 nt
Organism: Lindgomyces ingoldianus
Lineage: Eukaryota; Fungi; Ascomycota; Dothideomycetes; Pleosporales; Lindgomycetaceae
Exons: 4
Coding region: 1-1320 (439 amino acids)
Source: RefSeq, a predicted model, not a curated record
AUGGCGUUUGGGAAGUUUCUAGGGCUGGGUCGAGCGCAUUUAGGAGCACGAGAAGGUAUGUUAGAGACGGUUUCUCUCACCUUUCCUCCGAACUCCUUGGACCGUAAUGAGUCGAAGUAUCCUCUUCUACCUUCACCUUCCUUUCUAAUUGUUUCUUCUCGGAUAGAAUAUCGCUAUCUUACUUUUCUUCGCGAAGGCCUUAGGGUACAAUUGCUUAGACAGGGCUCUUCUUUUCUGGAGGACCGGCUUAAACUUGCAAUUAUCCUUUUACCUCAUCUAGCUCACCUCAUAAUUGACUUCUGUUUCUCAAACUUCACUUACACCUACAUCAUCAACUUAUUGAUCUACAGCACUCAAAUCAGCCCACACCACGCAGCUUGUACCUCAACUCCCAAGCUCGCCGCCUUAGUAUCCUCACAAACCCACAAACUCGACAAUAUACCGAAAUCAGGAGGCUCUACACACCGCUUCCCAAAAAUGACAACGGAGAAACUCGAACCUAGCAAUGAUCUCCCGUACAGUUGGACCUCCAUCCCGCCCCUCCUCAACUUCCGUACAAUCCCCCAAAUCCGCGACCUCAUCCUCUCACCUGCCUUCCUCGACUCAUGGGUUUAUUUCCGCAACGAAUCAGGACUAGGACCCAACGCGAACACUAAGGCCAAGCCCAGACCAAUGUCCAAAGAAUUCAUAGAUAAGUUAGCAGAACAGACAUACCAAGCCAUGGACUCAAUGGCAUUCUGCCAAUUCGACCGACCAAGCAACGUCAGGACCAUCGACGGAGGUGCAAGGCCCUGGACAUGGAUGACCUAUCUCCAGUGCUGCGUCUACCAAAUCUGCCGAAACCUGGCAUGCCCAGGGCAACCCUUUUCCUCGGCCUUUGAGCGGAAGUGCUUGGCAGUACAAAGCGGUCGCUCGCUCGCCCUGAAUCGGAUUCGUGGCAUCGUCAUGAUCCUCUGCAACCUUAUUUACCGCUACACCACGCUUCCACCCAGCAAUGUCAUUAGAAAAAUUGAGGAAUUACAUCCCGUAGCUGAUCAAGCGAGAUCCCCGAUUCCAGAGAUUAGAAGGAAACACGUGCUUGCGCGGAUGGGGGUUGAGGAGUUGAGAAAGGCGGUGCUGGGCCAGCAGUGGAAGGGAAAGGGGAUGUCAGAAAAGGAGUGGUUGGUGAGUAAGUUGGUGGAGAGGAAUGCUAAAGGGACGAUAAAUGAUCCAGUUGUGAUUGACGGGGAUUCUUCCGAGGUGGUGAUGAAGUCGGCGGGGAAGAGGGGGAGGGAGGAUGAGGUGGGUAGGGAUGGGGUGAAGAAAGCGAGGUUGGCAUGA